Naegleria fowleri is the source of this 5007-nucleotide messenger RNA. RefSeq lists its product as uncharacterized. Bases 1 to 5007 code for a protein of 1668 amino acids. The record is from RefSeq and is a predicted model, not a curated record. NCBI's taxonomy places the organism in Eukaryota, Heterolobosea, Eutetramitea, Acrasida, Naegleriidae. Gene Ontology annotation, biological process: mRNA export from nucleus; mRNA processing. Gene Ontology annotation, cellular component: THO complex part of transcription export complex. Gene Ontology annotation, molecular function: mRNA binding. The transcript is spliced from 2 exons.
AUGAGAAAACAUCGCUUUCUGAGACACGGCAACACCUCAUCAGCGGCAGAAAAUAAUCCACCCAAAGAUGAUCAUUCAUCUUCUUCUCCUAAUACUAAUGCUCAUCAAGUAAAUUCUUCUGAACAUGGUAACGCCUCUCAUAGAUCCGAAAAGAGUAAUAACGAACAUUCCGUGAAAGAACAUACAAAUCAUCAUCGUAAUCAUGAAGCAGGAACCACAUUACUUUUUGAUGAGAAUUGGUUUAGCAAUUGGGAGAAACAUAAAUCACAAGCUGAAAAAUACCUCUCCGAAAUAUUACUUUAUCAAGACCCAAAUUUUCCGAAACAUUCGUCCAUAUCUCAAUUCUUUUUUGUUUUACUCAAUCACAAACAAAAAUUAGAAGAAAGCCAAAUCGUGAACUUUGUGAACACAAUAGUAUCCACUCAUUCUAAAGAACGUUACACACUUUUAAUUCCUAUGGUUUUCGCGUUUGAAUUGCAAUGGAACAGAAUCAAUGAGGAGGAUGAAGAACAAUAUACAUAUCUUGCCAAUAUCUUGACUCCCUUGUUGGAUAAAGAAAUUCUAUCGACCGAUAUUUUAAAACAACUAAUGAAUUUUUCUGCUUUAAAAAGAUGUGGAUUGGAUAUCAAGAAUAUGUACAUUAAAAGCAGGACGCGAGAGCUUUAUACCCAAGAUAGAUUUAACUUGCUUCACGAAGAAAACGAGGGUUUCUCUAAACUUAUUUCGAUAAUUAUCGACAAUGAAAAUAUGGAAAUUUCAAAAAUUGAACGCGUAACAAAAGAAAUUGUUGAGUUGAUUGGGUUUUUCAAUUUAGAACCAAAUCGAGUUCUUGACAUUUUACUGGAUGCAUAUGAAUAUAACACUGAGAACGAGUGCUAUUCAUCUAUUAUUUCAUGUCUGUUCAAUUCUCAACACUUAAGGCAUGCCGUCGGGUUUAAGUUACUUGGCUAUCACUCAAGCAAAUCUACUCCAAAAUCACUUUUUACAAUGAUUGUUCAACUUAUGCGAAAGAAAUUGCUUAAAUUUGAAGACAUUUUGGAUUAUCUAGGACCAAAUUCCUUUGACGAUUUGACUUUUAAGCACUUGGACUAUGAAGGAGAGAGAAAGAAAGAAUCGAGAGAAUAUUCUGCCGUUUCACUUGACGGAAGUAUCACGGAAAAGCCCGAGCCAAGAUUUGAAAGGUCAUAUCCAGAGUUUCAAAAGGAUCAAAAAUUCGGCUUUCUAAUAGAAUUGUUGAAUUUGGAUGUUAUUUCCGAGGCAAUAACAUUAUUGGACAUUUUAUCCAAGUUUGACCCUCAUUGGAACUAUGACAUUGCAAUUGCAUGUUGUACUUCGAUAGAAAAACUUAUUAACCCUAUUUAUAUCAAGCGAUCCAGAGCCAUGAAUGGCAUAUCAGCUAAUUUACCUGCUCUGACUCGAGAAGAAAUUCAAACACUGGAAGAUCUUGUCUUUCCAUUGAUUUAUCACACAAAAUACGAACUUUAUCGAGAUGUAAAAAUACUUUCAAAGAUAAUACGUGUAUUGAGGAUGUAUUUAGCAGCACCAACAACUCAGAUCAAUCACAAUACUUUGAUUGGUGUACUAACUUCUGUGCUUUCUUCACUCUGCUUUUUAGGCAUGAACACUGUUAUAGUUUCAGAAUUUUGGGAUGUAUUCAAAAAUGUUCCGUUUACGACUAGAUAUCAAGUAUAUGGGCUGCUGAGACAAGUUGGUUAUGAACGCCAGCCCAAGCUGAUGGCUCAACAGAAUUUGGUUUCCAAGAAUGUGAGACUGAUUUUCAACCGAAUCUCAUUUGCCAACAUCAAGACAAAAGCCAGAGAAAUUCUCCAAUAUUCUCUAACGAACCCAAUAGUAGUGUGUGACGAAUUCAUACGAAAAUGUGAAAACUAUGAUAACCUAAUACCGUUAUGCGUUGAUUCGGCACAGUACACCCCUGAACUUUUCCACGAUACUAUGAUCUAUUGCAUCUUGGAUCGAUUUCUAUCCAAUGAAAGAAGUGCUAUCAAGGAUGAUGGUAUCUCCAUUGCUACAUGGCUAUCCAAUUUGGCCACUUUGUGUGGUCUUUUCUUAAGAACGUAUCCCUUUACUGAUAUAACUCCAAUGUUGAACUAUUUAACACAACGUCUUAAGGAAGGGCAAUGGGAAUAUCUGAUUAUUCUUACAGAAAUUAUCAAGCAGACAUCAGGUUUAGAAUACUCUGAAGAAAUUUCUGAAACUCAAUUGGAUGCUUUAGCAGGCGGAAAGUUGAUAUUAACCUUAGCAGGAGGUUUUUCCCCGGUGGUAAAAGGUAGUGCUGUUGAAUCAGUCAUUAAGCUUAAGGAUACCCUUUUGAAAACAGGAAAGGGACUCUCUCUCUUACUCCUACUUUCCAAGCUCAGCAACUAUGGUAUAUUUCUUCAUGACGAUCUUCAGGAAUGGAAGCAUAUUGCUGACUCCAAAGACAUUUCUCAUACCACCUAUUUACUGCUCCUAAAGUUCUUGCUUAAUGAGGUGAAAUUUGUAUUUGAAGAAGAUGUUACAGGAAGUGAAAAUUACUGCAUCCUACCCCUGCCAAGCAUUGACACUUUACGGAACGGAUACAAACUGAGUCCAUCUUUUGUUUUCUCCAUGGCAAGAUUAACAAUGACCUCAAUACCUUCUAAUGAUAUCGAGCCCUUCCUUCCCAAGGAGAUUUGGUCACAUUUCUCUUCUGAAUUCUAUCAAUUUUUCUGGAUGAAAGAAUUAUCUGAUAUCUUUGUUCCAAGUAAUUUAUACAGAGAUGUAGCAGCAGAAAAUCCUCACUAUAGAAAUGCCCUUCAAAGAGAAAAGGACGAACAACAACAAAAGUAUGACUCUACUCUUAAGGUCAUGAAGGACUCGUGUCAACACUACUUUAUUGGAAAUGGAGAAUUUGUGGAUAUGGGAAUUUUACUGCAACACUGUUUUUUGCCACGUGCUUUGUUCUCAGCUGCUGAUUCUUUGUAUUGUGCCAAAUUGGUUCAUGCUUUGCACAGUAUUGAAGUUCCAAAAUUUUCUUUGAACUUAUUCCUUCAGACGUUGUUGAGUUUUGCACCUGGCAUCUUGUUGGCAUGUACAGAAUUUGAAGCAAGACGACUUGGCAGAUUUACUCAAUAUCUUCUCUCAUUGAGCAAUCGGUGGUGUGAGAAUGUUAGCGAAUUUAACAAGGACAUCAAAAACAAGCCUGGAUCGUUUGUCUCUGUUGAAGGGCUUCCACAACUUGCGUCAAUGAAUGAUAGCGAUGAAAGUCCCUUUAUCAACCUUGACCAUGACACCUAUCAGCGUUUCCAUUUCUUGCUCAUGGAAAACCUAUUGAAUAACUGUGUGACCUUACUACGAAGUGGGGACCAUAUCAAGAUUAGAAUAGCUCUACUGUUCUUAACUCCAUUAGCAAAAUUGAAUGUUUUCCCAUACUACAAGCGUCAUUGUGACUCUCUCAUUGAUAUUACUGACCUCUUUAAGGAUCACCGAGUUGAGAAUAUCAAGGUACUAGCGAAUACAUACACCCCUCUUGUAAGAAACAUUAGAAAGAAGAGUCAAGAUCCAACCUUUAUGAAUUCCUUACUGAGAAGCACUGUCAAACCAACGAAUAUCAACAUUCCAUCCAAGAAAGACCUCUCAAAUAUUACACCAGUGAUGAUGCAACAAACACCUAAUACUGCUGUCUCUGAAGAACCAGAACUGUCAUCCAUAACACCUCCCACCGUAGCCACAGAAGAUGCCAUGAUUGGUGAAUUUUCAGACUCCAGUAGUAAUACUGGAACUGUCUCUCCACCUACUCUAACAAUGACACCUGCUAUCGAAGAGAAACAUCUCCCUGAAGAGGAGACACAAGAAAAAAGAAUUGAAGCCAAAGAGGAAGAAGAAAUGCAAGAUGAGGAAACAAGUGAACCCGCAACAGCCAUAACUCCCUCAGAGAUGCAAGACGUUGUUGAACCUGUUGAUGAAACAAAGAUAGAGCCACUAGAAGAGAAACCUCCAAUGACCGAGACCACUGCUGCUACUUCAGCUGCAGAAACAAUUGAAGAAGUGAACACAACACUUGCUGAAACUGUAAAGACUGAAGUGACUCAAGUCAGCAGCGUCGAUGCUAACAAUGAAGUGAAAGCUUCAGAAGAAUUAACAGUUGUGACCUCAACAACUCCAAGCACCAUCGCAGAGUUUGUUCAAGCGACUGCUGAAAUCUCAGCUUCAAGUAAGGGAUCAACCAUUGCUGAGAGCCCAACUACUAUGAACAGCAAAUUGCAAAUUAAAUUGCAAAAUCUCAGUAAGAGUGCACCCUCAAGCAAACAAGAUAAGGUUGCAGAGUAUUCCAAAGAUGUAGUGAGUUUACUCAUCCUACCAAAGCAAAAUCCACUCAGGUUUUACAAUGAGUUGAAACAACGACUCACAAAGGAAAGUAGCGAUGAAAGCAAGACAAGCUCAAAAGGUGAAAACAAAGCUUCUUCCUCAAGUCAGGGCCGAGCGGACACACCUUCUUCGUCAUCCAGAGAUAGAGAAUCGCAAUCUUCCAGAAGAAUUGAUAGUGAGUCAAACAGAAAAUACUCGUCAUCGCCAUCAUCUCAACAUGAACGAAGACUCACUCCAACAUCCUCUAAGGAUGUCAAGAAGGAAGAGCAAACACAUGGCAAAGUAGAAAGCGCAGAAACCAGAAGAACAUAUGCUAGGACAUCUGACAGUGGAAGUAGGAGUGGUCAAUUAAGCCCAUACGACAGUCGUGACUCGUACAGAAGUGACAGUAGAGGUUACAGUGAUAGCUACAGCAGAGGUGAUAGUAGAUAUAGCGAAAGUAGCCGAUACAGUAGUAGCAGUGACAGACGAACUUCUUCUUCUGCAGCUCAAAGCAGUGCCAGUAGCGACAGUAGAAGGACAAGUGACAACAGAAGCGACCUCAAACGAUCUGGAAAUGCAUCAUCUUCUGACAAGAACGACCUUAAACGAUCAUCCAACGAAAGAGAAACCAAAACCGAGCACGAAACAGACUCCAAAAAGAAACGUUUCAACAGAUAA